UCAACUGUCUACAUUUGAUGUGGUGCGGCAUGAUUCCGACACUGGUGCCUUGUUUUAUUAAUGACAUGCUGACACAAAGUUUUGUCGCGUCCAGUGUAGACAGGCUAGCUGUUGCAGUGAUUGUGUAGACAAUUUGUGGAGAAACAAACCUGUUUAAUAAUUACAAAGGCAGCUGAUGCAAGACUCUGCAAUCAUUUUUGACGUCAAAAGUUUGACUGCCACUUGCAAUGACUCAUUCAUACCAAACCGACAACAAAAAGCAAGCUGAACAGCCAAUCAAACCUCCCACAGACAGGCACCACAGCUGAAUCAUCAUGCUCGGUCAGUCAGCCAAGUUCCCACCCACAGACCUCGUGCAAAACUAGACUGAUUAGUCUCAGCAUAAGCUGCUGGCUUUUACUGAUGUCUAAAUGAUAGCUCGGAAUAUAUAAUUACAUUAUCUGGUUAUUACAUCAUCUAAUAUACAUUAUCUGAACAGUUCACAAACAAUUGUCAAUCUACAGCAUUAACAGGUUUUAUUUCGGUAAAACCUCAAAGUUCUUUAUCAAGAUCUAGAAACUGUUCACUCCCGCUGAGAUUAAUUUCAGAGCUUCUUAAGUGAAAAAAGAUCUACAUGACUCAGCAACAGGGCUUAAGGGUGGCUGUUGCAUAAGCUAACCUAGAUUGUAUAGCCUAGGAAUCACAUAAUCGGUGCCAGUAAUGUGUAAGAGCCUCGUGCCUCUAGAGGGCCUCGCUCCUGGUCUCCAUUUUGUGUCAUUUAUAUCUAAUUUUCAUUAGUGUUUUUCAACCCAUUUUGUCCUUCUAAAGACUAAAAUAGUCAUAGCUGGUAGACAGUAUUAGACUAUGUGUAUAAGAAUGAGUAAAGCUGUUUGUUGUUAGGAUGACAAUUUUUUUUUAAGUUUUAGGCUGUUUAGGCUCUCGUCAGUGUCAAAUGAUCGAGACGGCCAAUGGAUCUCAAAGAAUCAAAGGCAGUGGGUUUUACUGUCACUGUCACAACACAACAAGAGUUUGUGGAAAAGAUGUUAGUACUGUAUUAGAAAACUGUUUUACUAUAGAAGUGUUCAGCGACCGACAAUAAUAGACUAUCAAGUGGUGCAAACUACUCAACUUUUUAUGUUUCACUGUUUUUAAUAAAAAAACAAAAAAACAUUUUAGACUAUUAGACAUACGAAAAUUUUAUUCCUUUAACUAAAUUUUAAUCAUUUAAUUAUUGCAUUGCUUUUAUUAUACAUUUUAUGGAGUUUAUCUUACCAUUUUAUGAGCUUGUGCAAGACUGUGAUUUGUGCGUAAUCAUAUCAGUCACACACACAAACAAAAAAAUGCAGAGGGCCUUAGACGUCAACUUCACACUGGGCAUUCCACCCCCCUUAAGACAGCCCUGAUCUUCACUCUAAAUUUGUCAUUGCUUAACACCAUCGUAUCAGAGCCAUGUCAAUGCUUUGGAAAUGUAAAUUUUUUUUGCCAAUAAAGCAACUUAAACCUGAAUUUGUAAAUUGCUGAUCAUUUUUCAAAAAGGAGAAGAGAUCACAGAUAAGAGUGAUUAACUGAGUUCAACUGAGUGUUCAUGAUAUGCAAACACUCAGUUGAACUGAAUUAUAGUUACCAUGGUAUUUUUUAUCAUUAUCAUAUUUAAUCACUAAUAUGUAUAUUAUGAUUACUAGUGAUAGAACAUGUGAGUCAUGCAGAUGUUUUUGUAUUUGGUGUGCAUGUGGGAGUGCUUGGUUGGUCGCCAAUAGUGGUUAAACAUGAUUAAGCAAUGCUAAAUGGAUGCACGCCAGCAAACAACUUACAGUAUAACAGUAUACAUAUUCCAGAGAUUAUUACAAAGUGUGAUAUGUCGAAUAAGCAGUUCACUAAUCAACCCAUGCAAUGACACUGGUAUAGCGAAACAUAAGCCAAUGAAAAACAUGAAUUCUAUUAUCAAGCCCAAACUUGCUACUUCCUUUAUGUGCUUUUGAGCAUCACAAUUUGUGGACCUUCCUUACAAACUAUGAUGCUGCAUGAGGGGUGGAGCAAAAGUUUAUUUUGGGUUGCAUAAAUUCUCAUCUUUGGGAUAUUCAAGCUUUAUUGACCAAGGAUACACAAUGGAGUUCUACACAUCAGCUCUGUGUCUUGUCUUAUACAGUUUUGCCACAUCUUCUGCUAAGGAAAUUCUCCAUCAUGACAGAGGGACACACAGCAAUGCACGUUUCAAUGAACAGAUGGAAAGCAUCAGCAAGAAUCAUCUGCACUGGUGUGGAAAUGUGUCUUACAAGAUUUCAGGAAGUACCUGCUGUAAUGGUAAUAUAACUCCAGGAUUAAGCCAGCUGGUGGCUGACUGCUGUGGUUCUGUAGCUUACAACCCACUUAAUGAGAUCUGCUGUAAUGACAAUAUUCUGACUCGAAGCAGCACUUACGAAAAAUGCUGUGGCGAAGACCUGUACCUGACAACAACUCAUAUGUGUUGUGGUAGUAACAACAUAUUUAAACAGAAGGAAAAUCUUUCUUGUUGUGGCAAUACAACAUUUGACAAGACAACCCACUGCUGCUGUUUUAUAACUAGAAAUAAUGCACUAGAAGCAAUGCCUAAAAAUGAAACUUGCUGUCCGAAAGCAACAGAACGUCAGCAAGCCCCUCUUCCCAUCCACACUCUCCCCAAAUUAUCAGACUUGAAAUGUGGAUCAAAAACCUACAAUCCCCAUAAACAAAUGUGUUGCUCAGGGAAUCUGUAUAUGGCAUCACCACUUACAAAGUGCUGUGGUGAACACGUUUACACUCUGUCAGAUGACAGUGUGCUGUGCUGUAACGGAGUCCUUCAUCGCAAUGUGCCUGAGCAGUCAGAGUGUGUUGGAGGUGUAAUAUAUACUCCAGCAAACACUACUUGCCAAAUGUCGACCCGUCCACGUCUUGGGGAGCACUGCUGUGGAGGACAAACCUUCAAUCCUCGCACACAAAUUUGCUGUAAUGGACGCAGCCACAACAAGAUGAAUGGCAAUUUCUGUUGUGGUUCAGAAGUCUAUGACCACAACAACCAGUUCCUGAGAUGCUGCUCAGGUCAUCUCUACAACCUAACCCAGUCACGUGGAAAAGCAGAGUGCUGUGGAAACCUAUUGCUGCAAUAUAAUAACAAUCAAACUUGCUGUUCCUCCUCAACCAAUUCCAUAAUUUAUCAGACCAAACCAAAGCACCGUUGCUGUGGGCUUUACUACUACAACACGUCUCUGUGGAGCUGCUGUGCUGAACAUCUCAAACCAACACCAAAGCCUAACAGCUCUCCAGCAGAAUACAGAAUUAAACCACUAAUGGACCUGAUCCCUGAAAUGUGCAAUAAGACAGUGUUAUUUGGCAAAGUGGAGAGUGUGGCACUUGAAAAUGAUCUGCGUCAUGUGGUGUUGAAAGUUGUGUGGCAAGUCGAUAUGAAAUCUGAAAAUGUCAUCAAAGACCCUUGGCUUCAUGUGUCCCUGGAUCACUGCAACUCUCCUACCACAGACAAUGGCAUGACCUACCUUUGGGAGGAAAACCACAAUGGGAAGUACAAGCUUCUCUCUCACCCUGUUGACCUAACAUCUGACAUUUACAUGUUCUAUUCUGUAUGUUACCAAAAGAAGGGAUAGAAAUAUGGAUUGAGGUCUAUUUCCCAUCAUUUCAAAGCAUGCAGGUUGUCAUAAGAUUUCUGAUCAUUUCAAUCCAUCAUUAAUGAUAAAUUACAAAAGAGACAAGUCUCUGUUACUAUGCAUAGCAUUACUGCAUCACAUGUUGUACAUCUGUGCCUUUUACCUCAUUGGAUAUUGUUAUUUAAUCUCAAUAAUGGAUUGAUCCAGAUUGGAGUGAUGCAUUACUGUAUUUAUUCAGUGAGGUAACUUUAAGCUUUGUUAAUGUGAAAAAAAGGAAAUAGAAUCAAAAAAGAAAACAUUCUUCCAUUUUAAUUUUGAGUUAUUUCUUAUCUAAAUUGCUGGCAAUAUUUUAAGUUGCACUGCAUGAAUGUUUUUGUAAUCGUACUUUGUUUUAUCAAUCUCAGGUAUAUGGUAUAUAUCAAUCUCAACUAUUUGAUGGGUUCAGGGACCUUCAUGUACUAAGCUCAAAGGUGCUUCAAAAGCAAUUAAUGGCUUUUAUACUAAUCCUUGAGAAGACAGAGGUUAUUUCAUUUAUAUAGUCAGUCAGAAAUCACUGUGUUAAAAUGAAAUUUUAUCUGUCUCUCUAAUACUAAUAUCGGGAGUUUUAAACGUCUCCAAAUUUCAUACUGUUCAAUUUCUGUCUCAGCUGUAAACAACUGUGAAUACACUUUUCAUGUUAAAUGUUGUGUGGAGAUAAUUUACUCAUUCAAGCUGUGUAAAGGUAUUGCAGAUAUGGAUUUUUUUUUUAAAUAUAUAUAUAUAAAUAUAAAUAUAAAAAGCA
This is a messenger RNA of Carassius gibelio (silver crucian carp), 4374 nucleotides long. RefSeq names its product galaxin-like. The record is from RefSeq and is a predicted model, not a curated record. The coding region runs from base 2001 to 3593 and encodes 530 amino acids. The transcript is spliced from 12 exons. NCBI's taxonomy places the organism in Eukaryota, Metazoa, Chordata, Actinopteri, Cypriniformes, Cyprinidae.